This is a messenger RNA of Penicillium lagena, 750 nucleotides long. RefSeq names its product kinetochore subunit FTA4 family protein. Gene Ontology annotation, cellular component: Mis6-Sim4 complex. The transcript has 3 exons. The record is from RefSeq and is a predicted model, not a curated record. Bases 1 to 750 code for a protein of 249 amino acids. Lineage: Eukaryota; Fungi; Ascomycota; Eurotiomycetes; Eurotiales; Aspergillaceae.
AUGGACUCGACACGAACAAUAUCCGAGCUGAAAUCGGCAUUUGUAUGGAGCCAGGUCCGCAUCCUCUCCGAGCGCCUUGAAUUGCCAGAAGACUGGAGGAACUAUGCUGUGGAGACCGACGAGGGCGAUCUGAGCGACAAGGUGGUGGAAGACGUCCUACACAAAGUCAACGCCGCUGCAAAACAACACAACCGCUUUGUCUAUUCCUCCCAAGCCAUACACCAUAUCGCGCAGCAGAUUGCCAGUCUGUACUGGUCAUCGGUCAAUCAAGAAACGCGCAGCCGGAAUGCCUUUGCGAACGGCAUCGAAAAGACAGUGGAUCUGUCCAGCCACAUAAAUGCCGGGGGCAAGCGACGAGGACAAGACACGGUCAGACUGCAACCCAUCCGCAUACGCUCCGAUUCAAGUUUCAUCUGUCUGACCAUGGUGGUGUGUAACAGAUUCCAGCAGCUCCGGGAGCGCCUCAUUGCGCUCGACGACCAACGACAACUGCAGCGACGGCGCCUAGACCAACUGCAGCACCUGCAGCACUUGCUAGAGCCAUUCCAGGACCCGCAGAAGCAUAUCCAGCCGAACCUUGUCACCCGGGACGGAGAACUGGUACAGGAGCUGGAGAAGAUGCGCAUGCUGGUGGCCCGAGUGAGUGGGCGCAUUGCACAGCAGAAGAAAAGUGGCAGAGGAGUUGAGAGUACAGACGAUUACUCGCUUCCGGGAUCGGAUCGCAGGCUGGCGGCGUUGCUGGAUACGUAG